This is a messenger RNA of Meira miltonrushii, 676 nucleotides long. Its product is annotated as putative ubiquitin-conjugating enzyme E2. Gene Ontology annotation, molecular function: ubiquitin conjugating enzyme activity. Gene Ontology annotation, biological process: protein K63-linked ubiquitination; DNA damage tolerance. The record is from RefSeq and is a predicted model, not a curated record. The transcript has 6 exons. Gene Ontology annotation, cellular component: nucleus. The coding region runs from base 53 to 499 and encodes 148 amino acids. NCBI's taxonomy places the organism in Eukaryota, Fungi, Basidiomycota, Exobasidiomycetes, Exobasidiales, Brachybasidiaceae.
AUUUCACAUAUCUCAUCAAUAUUGCAAUUCGAAACACAGUCAGUCGUACAUCAUGGCGCUCCCAAAGCGUAUCAUCAAGGAAACUGAACGUCUGGUAGCCGAUCCAGCUCCAGGAAUCGUAGCAACACCACAUGAGGACAAUUUGAGAUAUUUUGAUGUGGUAAUCUCUGGUCCAUCACAAAGUCCAUUCGAAGGUGGUUCCUUCAAACUAGAACUUUUCUUACCGGAAGAAUAUCCAAUGGCACCACCAAAAGUUCGCUUUUUGACAAAGAUCUAUCACCCAAAUAUAGAUAAACUUGGACGGAUCUGUUUGGAUAUCUUGAAGGACAAAUGGUCGCCAGCUCUACAAAUUCGUACGGUCUUGUUGUCGAUUCAGGCACUACUUUCAGCACCCAACCCAGAUGAUCCGCUGGCAAACGAUGUAGCAGAGCAUUACAAAACAGACGAGAAAGGCGCCAUCGAAACUAGCCGUCAAUGGACAGCACAGUAUGCAAAAUAAGCGAAAGAAAUUGGAGUUAGCUUUUACGCAUAUUCAAUGUAUGUAUAUAUAUAUGAAGGGCAUCUCGAUUGUCGUUGUUAGUUCUAUGAUUUCAAUAGAUCAUCGUUCACCUGUUCGACAGUAUAAUGUUCGCCAGCAGAUACACUCACUUGAAGGGAAUGAUCUUGUUGACUUGCG